Carassius auratus (goldfish) is the source of this 2871-nucleotide messenger RNA. RefSeq names its product sorting nexin 27b (gene snx27b). Lineage: Eukaryota; Metazoa; Chordata; Actinopteri; Cypriniformes; Cyprinidae. The record is from RefSeq and is a predicted model, not a curated record. Gene Ontology annotation, cellular component: early endosome. Gene Ontology annotation, biological process: intracellular protein transport; signal transduction; endocytic recycling. The transcript has 13 exons. Gene Ontology annotation, molecular function: phosphatidylinositol-3-phosphate binding; protein binding. The coding region runs from base 264 to 1964 and encodes 566 amino acids.
AAAACGAGUAACCAUGCAUACAGACCUGUUUUUAAACAGGCUGUUAGUUCCGUCAGUGUUCUGCACUACAUUUCCCAUGGUUCACUGCUUUGUUGUUACAUCUUUCAAGGCACGCACGCAAACGCAGCAGUGUCUCGUGAUGGGGGCGUUUUGUCGUCAGUUUUUCCCGUCUGGAGUCUGACGCACUCCGACAGCCAAUAAGCUCAUGUAGCACUUCGGCGCCGGAGCCCGCUGCUGUGGAGGCAGGAUUUCUUCAAAUAAAAAUGGCAGAUGUUGUCGAAGGAGACGGCAGUCGCUCCUCUGGUCCUUCCAUGCUUCCCUCGGCGGUUCGCAACGGCUCUGGCAUGUGCUCGGGAACGUGCGCCGGGGGCCUGGUCGCGACCACGGUCACCUCCGGGCCUCGGUGGGUCCGCAUCGUCAAGUCGGACUCGGGCUAUGGCUUCAAUGUCCGCGGGCAAGUAAGCGAAGGAGGGCAGCUGAGGAGCAUCAACGGCGAACUUUACGCCCCGCUGCAGCACGUCAGCGCCGUGUUACCGGGCGGCGCGGCAGACCGAGCCGGAAUCUCAAAGGGCGACCGUAUUCUUGAAGUAAAUGGGGUGAAUGUGGAAGGGGCCACUCAUAAGCAGGUGGUAGAUCUCAUCCGAGCAGGAGAGAAAGAGUUAGUCUUGGCUGUCCUGUCGGUUCCUCAGCCAGAGACGGACAGCCUUGAUCCCGGGGACGAUGGCUCAUCGCAAUCCUGCUAUGAUUACAGUGACAAGCAGGCUGUGCCCAUCUCCGUGCCCACCUACAAACAUGUGGAACAGAAUGGAGAGAAGUUUGUGGUCUACAACGUGUACAUGGCAGGCAGGCAGUUGUGCUCAAAGCGUUAUCGGGAGUUUGCCAUCUUGCAUCAGAAUCUGAAGAGGGAAUUUGCCAACUUUGCAUUUCCCAAGCUGCCAGGGAAAUGGCCUUUCUCUCUGUCUGAGCAACAGCUCGACGCUCGCAGACGAGGGCUGGAGGAAUACUUGGAGAAAGUGUGUUCUGUUCGGGUGAUUGGAGAGAGCGACGUCGUGCAGGAGUUUUUGUCGGAGUCUGAUGAGAAUUAUAAUGGUGUUUCUGAUGUGGAGCUAAGGAUAGCCAUGCCAGACAAAACUACAGUAACUGUCCGAGUGCGAAAGAAUUGCACAACAGACCAGGUCUACCAGGCUGUGGUAACAAAAAUAGGGAUGGACAGCAUUACUGCAAGUUAUUUUGCCCUGUUUGAAGUCAUUAACCACUCCUUUGCUCGCAAGCUGGCCCCUAAUGAGUUUCCUCAUAAGCUGUAUGUGCAGAACUAUACGUCUGCCAUCCCAGGCACCUGCCUCACGCUUCGCAAGUGGCUUUUCACCACAGAAGAAGAGAUUCUGCUCAGUGAUAAUGAGCUGGCCAUCAGCUAUUGCUUUCAUCAGGCUCUGGAUGAUGUGAAAAGGGGAUUCAUCAAAGUGGGAGAGAAAUCCUACCAGCUCCAAAAGCUCACUGAACAGAGGAAAAUGACCAUGUAUUUAGGUAUUCUGAGGACUUGUGAGGGCUACAAUGAGAUCACUUUCCCGCACUGCUCCUGUGACUCACGCAGGAAAGGUCACGUGGUCACUGCGAUAAGCAUCCACCACUUUAAACUCCAUGCGUGCACAGAGGAUGGCACUCUAGAGAAUCAGGUGAUAGCUUUUGAAUGGUCCGAGAUGCAGAGAUGGGACACGGAUGAAGAGGGAAUGGCUUUCUGUUUCGAGUAUGCGCGAGGGGAGAAGAAACCUCGCUGGGUCAAAAUCUUUACUCCAUAUUUCAACUACAUGCACGAGUGCUUCGAGAGAGUCUUCUGUGAGCUAAAAUGGGGAAAGGAGGUUGAAGAGGAGGCCACAGACAAGGACAAUAAGAACUGCAGUAAAGAUGGUAUGUGCGGUAAGAAUAUCUUCCAACUGUUGAGACACAGAAGGGAUGGAGGCACAUGAAUGAAGAGAUCAUCUCCUCUUGAAUUCUCAAAUACACUUACACUAAAAGUUGCAUACAGAGACUCAGAAAACAUUUCAGACCAGUCCCAUAUGCUUAUCCACUACUGAUACACGCCUACUGAAUUAAGAAGAUAACACGACCACAGUACGACGAUCAAAAUAUGGAACUACAUGACUUUUUAGAGACUUACACCAUCAUUUUACUGGACUGGACAGAUUUUUGUUGGACGUACUGGCUGCCAGCUCGGGACGGGAGAGGUGAAAACGAAAGGCUACAAUGCUCCAGGAGACAGACGUGGUGAAGUGAUGUCUGAUGAACACACCCUGGACGUUGACAUGGCAUCAGCAUUGUGACUAAUACAUGUCAUGUGACUGGUGAGACGCAGACAACUGAAAGCCUGCAGAGUGCGUCAAUUUAAAGACAUGGAAACGUCGGCGGUCUGGCUAAUGCAUCAUCCUGACACUAACACAUGCACCUGUGAUGGCAGAGAUGCUCUCUCAGAAUGUAUCUAUUAAAAAAGAAAAGCAGAAACCAUUACUACAUAUUUCACUUGGACAAUCAGAGUGAGAGAGGGAAAGAGAAAACGAGCCUAGAAACAAGGGCAAGAGAGGCCGAUCAAUUCUUUCCAUGCUUUUCCACAUUAAUUUGUCUCUUACCUCACUAUUGCCACUGUGUUGGUAGUAAGUUUGUACAGAUUUUCAGCCCUUUAGCUGAACUGAGGUUUUUAGUUUAAUUUUCAUUUUUUGUGCUCUCAUCUGUCUUUUAUUCUCCAAAGCAGUAUUUGAUUGCGUUAGCCAUCGCCAGGCCCAGAUGGAACUUCUGUACUGAUUUUAUUGGAAUUUUCUGUUGGUUAAAUUGGUUAUUGAUGUGAUGCUCUUUUAAAAAAUAAAUUAUUUAUUCAAAAUA